UCAGCCAUUCAAAGUGCUGGGAUUACAGGUGUGAGCCACUACACCCAGCUGUCCAGCCUUUUUUUUUUUCUUUUUGAGACUGAGUCUCACUCUGUCACCCUGGCUGGAGUGCAGUGGGGUGAUCUCCGCUCAUUGCAACCUCCGCCUCUCAGGUUCAAGUGAUUCUUCUGCUUCAGCAUCCGGAAUAGCUGGGACUACAGGCUCACACUACCAUACCCGGCCAAUUUUUGUGUUUUUUUUCGUAGAGACUGGCUUUCACCAUAUUGGCCAGGCUGGUCUUGAUCUGACUUCAUGAUCCACCCACCUUGACCUCCCAAAGUGCUGAGAUUAUAGGCGUGAGCUACCACACCUGGCUGUAUUUUUUUUAUUUUUGAGACAGAGUCUUGCUCUGUUGCCCAGGCUGGAGUGCAGUGGUGCCAUCUUGGCUCACUGCAACCUCUGCCUCCUGGGUUUAAGCAAUUCUCUUCGUCAGCCUCCUGAAUAGCUGGGAUUACAGGUGAGUGACACUAUGCCCGGCUAAUUUUUGUAUUUUUAGUAGAGACAGGGUUUCACCAUCUUGGCCAGCUAGUCUUGAACUCCUGACUUCGUGAUCCACCUACCUUGGCUUCCCAAAGUGCUGGAAUUACAGGCGUGAGCCACCAUGCCUGGCCCAGCCUUUUUUGAUUGAUUAAAAGUGCAUGUUUCAACACCUGUUAAAAGAAGAAAAAAUUAUUAAUUUUUUUUUUUUUUUUUUUUGGAGAUGGAGCCUUGCUCUGUUGCCCAGGCUAGAGUGCAAUGGCAUAAUCUCAGCUCACUGCAACCUCUGUCCCCCAGGUUCCAGUGAUUCUCUUGCCUCAGCCUCCCAAGUAGCUGGGGUUAUAGGCACCCCCCAUGAUGCCUGACUAAUUUUUGUAUUUUUGUCAGAGAUGGGGUUUCACCAUGUUGGCCAGGCUGGUCUUGAACUCCUGACUUCAGGUGAUCCACCCACCUCAGCCUCCCAAAAUGCUGGGAUUAUAUAUAGGUGUGAGCCAAAGCACCCAGUCCUAAAAAAAUUUUUUAAGUGCAUGUUCUCAGUCUGACAGUUUCUCAAAUGAUUAAACAUAGAGGUACCAUAUGAUCCAGCAAUUCCACUCCUAGGUAUAUACCCAAGAAAAAUGAAAACAUAUAGCCACACAAAAAGAUGCAAGUAGAUGUAUGUGUAUAGCAGCAUUAUUCAUAAUAGCCAAAAGGUGGGAACAACCCCAAUGACCACCAACUGAGGAAUGGACAAACAAAAUGUCAUAGAGCCAUACGAUGGAAUACUAACAGGCCAUAAGAAAGCAUCAAGUACUGAUCAUGCUGCAUCACAGCUAAACCUUGAACACAUGACACCAAGGAAAACAAGCCAGCCGUAAAAGACACAUAUGAUUCCAUCCAUACAAUAUGUUCAGAACAGGGAAACAAACCUAUAGGCAGAAAGUAGGUUAGUGGGCACUGAGGGCAGGGUGGGGGGAUAAGGAGAUGAUAGCUAAAGUGUAUGGGGUUCCUUUCCAAGGUGAUAAAAAUGUUGGCCAGAUACAGUGGUUCACACCUGUAAUCCCCAACACUUUGGGAGGUCCAAGUGGGCAGAUUACUUGAGACCAGGAGUUCAAGACCAACCAGGGCAACGUGCAAAACCCUGUCUCUACUAAAAACAAAAAUUAGCUGGCCUGGUGGCAUGCGCCUGUAAUCCCAGCUACUCAGGAGGCUGAGACAUCAGAAUCGCUUGAAUCCAGGAGGCGGAGGUUGAAGUGAGCCGAGAUCACGCCACUGUACUCCAGCCUGGGCAACAGUGUGAGAUUUGGUCUCAAAAAAAAAAUUAAAGAUAUUCCAAAAUGAGCUGUAGUGAUGGUUGUACAUAUUUGUGAAUUGUAUACUUUAAAUGGGCAAAUUGUAUGGUUUGUGAAAUGUAUCUUAAUAAAGCUUUUUAUUUUUGAGACAGAGUCUCACUCUGUCCCUGAGGUUGAAGUGCAGUGGUAUAAUCUUGGCUCACUGCAAUCUCUGCCUCUCAGGUUCAAGUGAUUCUCCUGCCUCAACCUCCCGAGCACCUGGGAUUAUAGGCAGGUGCCACCAUGCCUGACUAAUUUUGUAUUUUUAGUAGAGAUGGGGUUUCACCAUGUUGGCCAGUCUGGUCUCGAACUCCUGACCUCAGAUGAUCCACCUGCCUUGGCUUCCCAAAGUGCUGGGAUUACAGGUGUGAUCGCCAGCCGCCCCCCUCCCUUUUUUUUUUUUUUGAGAGGGAGUCGCACACUGUCACCCAGGCUGGAAUGCAAUGGUGCGAUCUCAGCUUACUGCAACCUCCACCUCCCAGGUUCACGCCAUUCUCCUGCCUCAGCCUCCCGAGUUGCUGGGAUUACAGGUGCACACCACUACGCCCAGCUAAUUUUUUUGUAUUUUUAGUGGAGAUGAGGUUUCACUAUGUUGGCCAGACUGGUCUUGAACUCCUGACCUUGUGAUCUCCCAAAGUGCUAGGAUUUCAGGCAUGAGCCACUGCACCUGGCUUUUUUUUAAAAAAAAAUCAUAUUCUAUGGAGGACUGAGGGAGAGAGAUGAGGUAUUCUUCUUGGGACUCCUGGCUCUGGGCUGCUCUAGGAACUCUAGGGAUAUCUCUAAAUGUCUAGAUUCCUGCUAAAUGCAUCUGUCUCCCCCACCCUCCCAACAUACACAGUCAAUAUACCCACAGUAUAUUCUACUUUCAGGCCCCUCCUUGGUGCCAUACCAAGGGUGUUGGCACAACCACUUCCAGGACAGAAAAGAAGCCACACACAUCAUAUGCUGACAGCAUAGCCAUUUCCAGGUACCUGCUCUACCUUUUGCCUGUUAGCAGUGCAUGGGGCCCAUUUCCAUCCCCUCUCCAGUGACCAUAUUCCCCAGCAAUCCAUCUGAGGCCCUGGGAUCCCCCACCUCCUUCUGUAAGUCCCAGCUUUCCACUCUUAGGACUGUUUGGGAAAUCCAUAACUCACCUUCUUUUCUUUUGGUCCAAGCUGCCCAAAGCUGUCCUUCAGGCCCUUCAGCAAGCUUGCGUUCUCCUUUGUUUGUUUAUUUGAGACAGGGUCUCGCUCUGUCACCCAGCAGUUGCAUGAUCAUAGCUCAUUGCAGCCCCAGUCUCCUCAGUAGCUAGGACUACAGUAUAGGCAUGAGCCACCAUGCCUGGCUUUUUAGAACUUGUUGUUUUUUUGAGACAGAGUCUCACUCUGUCAACAGGCUGGAGUGCAAUGGUAUGAUCUCAGCUCACGGCAAUCUGGCUCCUGGGUUCAAGCGAUUCCCCUACCUCAGCCCUCUGAGUAGCUGAGACUACAGGCACACGCCACCAUGCCUGGCUAAUGUUUAUAUUUUAGUAGGGAUGGGGUUUCACCAUGUUGGCCAGAAUGGUCUUGAUUUCCUGACCUCGUGAUCUGCCCUCCUGAGCCUCCCAAAGUGCUGGAAUUACAGGCAGGAGCUACUGUGCCCAGACUAAUGUUUAAAUAUUUUGUAGAGACAGGGUCUUGCUAUGUUGCCCAGGCUGAUCUGGAACUCUCAGGCUGAAGUGACUCUCCUGUCUCAGUCUCCCAAUGUGCUGGACAACAGGUAUGAGCCACUGUACCUAGCCAUUCUUCUUUUCAUUUUAAAGGACCUAUAUAUAGUACUUACUUAUUAAAGAAAACCUGGAAAAUUUAGCAAAGAAGAAAAAAAAAAAUCCAUCCACAGUCCAUUCACUCAAAUGCCUGCUGAUUAUAAACCAAGAUGCGUGAGGAGGCAGGAGGGACCCAUGUGCACAUGGACGAAAGCUCCAAAAUUCAGACAGUUUCCUGACAACUGAGCAUGACAACAGCAGGGUGCAGGGCUCACACCCGUAAUCCCAGCACUUUGGGAGGCCAAGAUGGGAGGAGUGCUUGAGGUCAGGAGUUCAUGUUCAGCCUGGGCAAUGGCACAAUCUUGUGUCUACAAAAAAUAAAUAACAGCCGGUUGCGGUGGCUCAUGCCUGUAAUUCCAGCACUUUGGGAGUCCAAGUAGGCGGAUCACUUGAGGUCAGAAGUUCGAGACCAGCCUGGCCAACAUGGUAAAACCCCAUCUCUACUAAAUAUACAAAAAUUAGCUGGGCAUGGUGGUGUGUCUCUGUAGUCCCAGCUACUCAGGAGGCUGAGGCAGAAGAAUCACUUGAACCUGGGAGGCGGAGGUUGCAGUAAGCCAAGAUCAUGCCAUUGCAUUCCAACCUGGGUGACGGAGCCAGACUUUGUCUCAAAAUAAUAAUAAUAAUUUAAAAAAAAAUAAAAAUAAAGAAAAAAAUUAGCUAGGCAUAGUGGCUUGUAGCUGUAGUCCUAGCUUCUAGGGAGGCUGGGGUGGGUGGGAGGAUCACUUGAGCCCAGGAACAUGAGGCUGCAAUGAGCUAUGAUUGCACCACUGCACUCCAGCUUGGGUGACAGACUUUGUUUCAAAAUAAAGAAAAGAAGAAAGGAAGAAAAAGAAAGAAAAGGGAGGAAGGAAGGGAAGGAAGGGAUAGAAUGGAAGGAAGGGAAGGAAGGGAUGGAAUGGAAGGAAGGGAAGGAAGAAAAGGAAGGAAGGAAAAUAAGAAAGAAAGAGAAAAAGGAAGGAAGGAGAGAAAAAGGAUAUAAAAGAGGCAUAGCAAGGAGUUCUCAUCCAGGUAAUCUUUAGAUUCAUUUUUGCCUGGUGACCACACACUCCUCUUGGACCAAGCAGUGCUCUGGCCUCUAUGGGGAAAAGUCUCCCACAUGUUCUUCUGGACCUUGAGAUUAAAAGGAUAUCUUUUUAUUUAUUUAUUAAUUUUUUGAGAUGGAGUUUCGCUCUUGUUGCCCAGGCUGGAGUGCAAUGGCAACCUCCAUCUCCCAGGUUCAAGUGAUUCUCCUGCCUCAGCCUCCUGAGUAGCUGGGAUUACAGGCAUGCACCACCACACCUGGCUAAUUUUGUAUUUUUAGUAGAGAUGGGGUUUCAUCAUGUUGGUCAAGCUGGUCUUGAAAUCCUGACCCCAGGGGAUCUGCCCGCCUCAGCCUCCUAAAGUGCUGGGAUUACAGGCAUGAGCUGCCAUGCCUGGCCAAAAGGAUAUCUUUUAUAUCUCAGGGAUAGGAAAGGCCUCGCUAUGUAAGACACAAAAUCCAAAAGCAGUAAGGAAAAAAAUGGACAGAUUGAAGAUUAAAAACUUCUCAUAUCCAAAAGAUUCUCUAAGCUGUUAGAUAAAGUGGCAGACUAGGAGAAACCAUUUGCAACAUACUUCACAAGGAUCUUUUCUUCAGAGCAUGUAAAGAGCUCCUAAAAGUCAAGAAAAGGAUACACACAUGGUCAAAGGAUAUGACUAGAAAAUUCACAGGGUUCAAAUGGCCAAGAACCAUGAAAACAGAAAUUUGCACUAAAACAGCAGUAAGUUACACUUCCUUCCUUUGGCUUCCAGAAUGCCAUAGUAGCCUGGUUUUUCCCUCACUUCAGGGGCUCCUUCACUUUGAGAGUCUCUACUUGAUCCCUCUCUCCCUCCCUCCCUUUUUAAUUUUUUUCUUUUCUUUUUUGAGAUGGAGUUUCACUCUGUGGCCCAGGCUGGAGUGCAGUGGCAUGAUCUUGGCUCACUGCAACCUCUGCCUCCUAGGCUCAAGCGAUUCUCCUGCCUCAGCCUCUUGAAUAGCUGGGACUACAGGUGAGCGCUACCACUCCUGGCUAAUUUUUUGUAUUUUUAGUAGAGAUGGAGUUUCACAGUGGGCCAGGCUUGAACUCCUGACCUCAGGUGGUCCACCUGCCUCGGCCUCCUAAAGUGCUGGGAUUACAGGUGUGAGCCACCGUGCCCAGCCUCCUUCUUGAGCCCUUAACCUUGGAGUACCCAGGGCACCAUCCUUGGUCUUCUUGUCUUCUUUGUCUAUACUCAUCUGCGGCUUCAUCCACCCCCAGGUCCUCAGCCUGUCCCCCUGGGUCACAGCCUUCCCCUCUGCUAACUGCAGGAGUUCCCUUUGGUGCUGCCUUAAGAGAUUUUUUUUUUUUUUUUUUUUUAGACAGCAUCUCGCUCAGUCUUCUAGGGUGGAGUGCAGUGGUGCAAUCCUGGCUCACUGCAGCCUCCACCUCACAGGUUCAAGGGAUUCUCCUGCCUCAGCCUCCUGAGUAGCUAGGAUUACAGGUCUGUGCCACCACACCUGGCUAAUUUUUGUAUUUUUAAUAGAAAUGGGGUUUUACCAUGGUGGUCAGGCUGGUCUUGAAUACCUGACCUCGUGAUCCACCCACCUCAGCCUCCCAAAGUACUGGGAUUAUAGGCGUGAGCCACUGCACUCAGCAGAGAUUUUUUAAAACACUGAUAUACAUUCAUUGUUUUAAGAGCUUGGCAUUUUUAUGCUUUGGUGCGGGAGAGGGAGGCUUCAGGGAUUCACACUUAUGCAUAUACAUGAUGUUAUUUCUGUAAGUGCAAACAAUACAUUUAUGGCCACACGCAUGGCAGAGCCCAGAAAGUGACAAACCAAGACCUUAUGAAUGUUUAUCUAUGGGUUGUGGGACUACUAGAACUUAAAAAAAUGUCAUUAGCGGUGAAGGUCGGUUAGUUGGUACAGAGUUCGUCUCUGCAAGCAUGGUCGCCCUGGGAUGGAUUCCUUCUCCUCUUCCUCUGUGGUGGGUUUGGGUGCAGUGGACCCGAAGUUACAGCAUUUCAUCAAGGCAGAGACUCAAAAGCAGCGCUUCCAGCAGUUGGUGCACCAGAUGACUGAACUUUGUUGGGAGAAGUGCAUGGACAAGCCUGGGCCAAAGUUGGACAGUCGGGCUGAGGCCUGUUUUGUGAACUGCAUUGAGUGCUUCAUUGAUACAAGCCAAUUCAUCUUGCAUCGACUGGAACAGACCCAGAAAUCCAAGCCAGUUUUCUCAGAAAGCCUUUCUGACAGAUCUCAGCAUUACUUACCUCUUUGGAAAAGGAAAGUAGUUCAAGAAAUGAAGAGCUGUUGAUGGAAUGAUUGAAAAAACAGCUGAUUGAAGAUUGGCUCCCAACUUUUGUUACUCUUGGGACAUCCUGUCAUCUGAGAAUGAACAGACAAAUUUUUUUGUCUGUAGAGCUCGAAGGUCCUAUGUUUGCUUGUAUUUUUAAUGCUAAUCUUGUGAAAAUAAUUGACAAAUGAAUAGAAAACUCUAUUAGACAUAUAUUACUGUAUAUGGGACUAUGCUUUUCUCCAAGCCCCAUUAAGUGCUUCCUAAAAUUUUGAUAGUGGGACCACAUAUGUAAAAAUUUCUCAUUUGUGUGGAAUCAUUUCUGAUUUCAGGGGAGAUCCUUGUCUAUCAGAAAGGGCAGUAGUGGGGAAGAAUAAUUUGGUGUCCUUAUCUUGUGCUUGAUUAUCAAUGCUGGAGAAAAAGAUCUGUAAGAGUGUUUAUGGAGUACACUUUUCUUGAUGA
Messenger RNA from Callithrix jacchus (white-tufted-ear marmoset), 7337 nucleotides. The record is from RefSeq and is a predicted model, not a curated record. NCBI's taxonomy places the organism in Eukaryota, Metazoa, Chordata, Mammalia, Primates, Cebidae.